Molecule: messenger RNA, 1353 nt
Organism: Haliotis rufescens (red abalone)
Lineage: Eukaryota; Metazoa; Mollusca; Gastropoda; Lepetellida; Haliotidae
Product: involucrin-like
Exons: 1
Coding region: 1-1353 (450 amino acids)
Source: RefSeq, a predicted model, not a curated record
AUGGAGGUGGGACAGAUGGAGGUGGGACAGAUGGUGGUCGAACAGAUGGAGGUGGAACAGAUGGAGGUAGGACAGAUGGAGAUGGAACAGAUGGUGGUCGAACAGAUGGAGAUGGGACAGAUGGAGGUGAGACAGAUGGAGGUGGGACAGAUGGAGGUCGAACAGAUGGAGAUGGGACAGAUGGAGAUGGGACAGAUGGAGGUGGGACAGAUGGAGAUGGGACAGAUGGAGGUGGGACAGAUGGAGAUGGGAAAGAUGGAGGUGGAACAGAUUGAGUUGGGACAGAUGAAAGUGGGACAGAUGGAGAUGGAACAGAUGAAGGUGGGACAGAUGGAGAUGGAACAGAUGGUGGUCGAACAGAUGGAGAUGGAACAGAUGGAGGUAGGACAGAUGGAGAUGGAACAGAUGGUGGUCGAACAGAUGGAGGUGGAACAGAUGGAGGUAGGACAGAUGGAGAUGGAACAGAUGGUGGUCGAACAGAUGGAGAUGGGACAGAUGGAGGUGGGACAGAUGGAGAUGGGACAGAUGGAGGUGGAACAGAUGGAGGUGGGACAGAUGGAGAUGGGACAGAUGGAGAUGGGACAGAUGGUGGUCGAACAGAUGGAGAUGGGACAGAUGGUCGUGGGACAGAUGGAGAUGGGACAGAUGGAGAUGGAACAGAUGGUGGAGGAACAGAUGGAGGUGGGACAGAUGGAGAUGGGACAGAUGGAGGUGGAACAGAUGGAGGUGGGACAGAUGGAGAUGGAACAGAUGGAGGUGGAACAGAUGGAGAUGGAACAGAUGGUGGUCGAACAGAUGGAGAUGGGACAGAUGGAGGUGGGACAGAUGGAGAUGGGACAGAUGGAGGUGGAACAGAUGGAGGUGGGACAGAUGGAGAUGGGACAGAUGGAGAUGGGACAGAUGGUGGUCGAACAGAUGGAGAUGGGACAGAUGGUCGUGGGACAGAUGGAGAUGGGACAGAUGGAGAUGGAACAGAUGGUGGAGGAACAGAUGGAGGUGGGACAGAUGGAGAUGGGACAGAUGGAGGUGGAACAGAUGGAGGUGGGACAGAUGGAGAUGGAACAGAUGGUGGUGGGACAGAUGGAGGUGGGACAGAUGGAGGUGGGACAGAUGGAGGUGGAACAGAUGGUGGUGGAACAGAUGGUGGUCGAACAGAUGGAGGUGGGACAGAUGGAGAUGGGACAGAUGGAGAUGGAACAGAUGGAGGUGGGACAGAUGGAGAUGGAACAGAUUGAGAUGGAACAGAUGGAGAUGGAACAGAUGGAGGUGGGACAGAUGGAGAUGGAACAGAUGGAGAUGGGACAGAUGUGGUGGAACAGAUGGAGAUGGAACAGAUGGAGAUGGGACAGAUGA